Lathyrus sativus (Indian pea) is the source of this 444-nucleotide messenger RNA. The record is from the annotation of a GenBank genome assembly. NCBI's taxonomy places the organism in Eukaryota, Viridiplantae, Streptophyta, Magnoliopsida, Fabales, Fabaceae.
AUGGAGAAUCUAUGGCGAGCAGCGACAGGUCAAGAACCCAACCUAGAAGACUACGCCGGAAUCGAAUUCUGGUCAAACCCAGAACGCUCCGGCUGGUUAACAAAACAAGGCGACUACAUCAAAACCUGGCGCCGCCGUUGGUUCGUUCUCAAACAAGGCAAACUCUUUUGGUUCAAAGAUCAAUCCUCGGCCGCCUCACACUCCUCCGUCCCCCGCGGCGUCAUCUCCGUAUCCACCUGCCUCACUGUCAAAGGCGCUGAAGAUGUUCUUCACAAAGCCUCCGCCUUUGAACUCUCAACGCCGCAGUCCACUAUGUUCUUCAUCGCUGAUAAUGAUAAAGAUAAAGAAGAUUGGAUCAAUUCAAUCGGGCGUGCGAUUGUUCUUGGGUCUAGAUCUCAUGCUGCUUCUGAGGUUAUUGAUUAUCGUCAAUCUACUGAUACUUGA